UUCUAAAGAUUUCUCAAAUAGGCCCAAGUGAAUCGGCCUGCCACAUCCAAGCUGCUUGCUACAAGGUUGAUCCAGGUUUUAAAAAUCUGUCAGAGUAUGCCUGCACCAAGAUCGUACAACGAUGAGCUAUCGUACAUCGAAAGAAUAUCACCGAAUGCAUUUCGCAUAAAAAAGGGCUUUGUCCCGAAUAUGAAGGUUGAAGGAGUUUUCUUUGUAAAUAACUCGCUAGAGAAGCUUAUGUUUGAUGAACUGAGACAAUUUGCAAAUUCUGGAGGGGUUGGAGGCUUUUUGCCUGGGACAAAGCAAAUCGCUAAUGUUGCUGCUCUACCUGGAAUUGUGGGGAGAUCGAUUGGCCUACCUGACAUACAUGCUGGUUAUGGAUUUGCUAUUGGCAAUAUGGCGGCCUUUGACAUGAGUGAUCCACUUGCUGUUGUUUCGCCAGGUGGAGUUGGUUUUGACAUUAAUUGUGGCGUAAGACUGAUUAGGACAAAUCUCAACUUCAAGGACAUACAGCCCGUCAAAGAACAACUUGCUCAGUCAAUGUUUGAUCACAUUCCAGUUGGAGUUGGAUCCAAAGGAAUCAUACCAAUGGGAGCCAAGGAUUUGGAAGAUGCUCUGGAGAUGGGAAUGGACUGGUCUUUAAGAGAAGGAUAUGCAUGGGCAGAAGACAAGGAACAUUGCGAGGAGUAUGGGCGAAUGUUGCAGGCUGACCCUAGCAAAGUUAGUUUCAAAGCAAAGAAAAGAGGCUUGCCGCAGUUGGGAACCCUUGGAGCUGGCAACCACUACGCCGAGAUUCAGGUUGUUGAAGAAAUUUAUAAUGAUUUUGCUGCACGUCGAAUGGGAAUUGACCACAAGGGACAAGUUUGCGUUAUGAUUCACUGUGGAAGCAGAGGUCUGGGACACCAAGUUGCCACAGAUGCGCUGGUACAAAUGGAAAGAGCCAUGGGAAGGGAUAAAAUUGAUGUGAAUGAUAGACAGCUUGCCUGUGCAAGAAUUUCCUCAACAGAAGGACAAGAUUAUUUGAAGGGAAUGGCUGCUGCGGCAAAUUAUGCAUGGGUUAACAGAUCCAGCAUGACAUUUCUUUGUAGACAAGCCUUUUCAAAGAUUUUCAAAAGCGCGCCAGAUGACUUAGAUAUGCAUGUUAUUUAUGAUGUUUCACAUAAUGUUGCAAAGGUUGAGGAGCAUCUUGUAGAUGGAAAACUAAAGACGUUGUUGGUGCAUCGGAAAGGUGCCACACGCGCAUUCCCACCCCAUCAUCCUCUAAUACCAGUAGACUACCAGCUCACAGGGCAGCCUGUUCUUAUUGGAGGAACUAUGGGAACGUGUAGCUAUGUUUUGACUGGCACAGAACGUGGAAUGGAAGAAACCUUUGGAACAACGUGUCAUGGAGCUGGUCGCGCAUUUUCAAGAUCAAAAUCCAGGCGAAAUCUAGAUUAUCAUGAAGUCUUGCAAAAUUUAGCAGAAAAGGGGAUUUCAAUUAGAGUGGCAUCGCCAAAGCUAGUGAUGGAAGAGGCUCCAGAAUCGUACAAGAAUGUCACAGAUGUAGUUGACACCUGUCAUGCUGUUGGAAUUAGUAAGAAGUGCAUAAAACUAAAGCCUGUUGCUGUGAUCAAAGGCUGAAGCUGCAAGAUUGGAAGGGAAAAUUAUUCAAAAAUAUCAAAGUAGAGGAUACACCCAGAAUGUAGCUUGCUUUAUUGCAGUAUUUUGUAUUGCACUAAAUAUAAGUUAAGAAGUAAUUUAUCCAGGGAACAAUUUCAGACCGAAUAUCUACGUCGUAAAACAAUUUGCAUUUGUACCAUUCAAUUGGUAGGCUUAAUUGAAUUUGAUUUAUUCAUAUUUUUAGGGGAAAAUGUCCUACGAAUUUAUGUAAAGGCAUUAUACAAAUAAUUUUUGCUGAAUUUUAGUUCUUGAUUUAUUGAAGAGCUAAAUUCCCUCAAAUUGAAUGUAUAAACUACACAUUUUGAAAUUUGACAGUCCGGUCAAUACUUUUUUGCUGAAUUCUAAUUCUUGAUUUGUUAAAGAAAAGUUUUCUCUAAAAUGGCAUAUAAAUUUAUAAUGAAAAGUACUGUAUUUCUGUAUGUGAAUGGAGAUUUCAUGAUAACCAGAGGUUAUUGUACGUUUUACCAGUUGUUUUAAAAGUGUUUUUUUUGUCGGGAAAUGAAGAGUUGUGGUUCACGCUUUAUUCGCUGCUUCUACGUUCCAACUGUUUAAUUAUUAUCAUAGUAUUAUUGGCAGAGUGUUUUUUUAUCAAGAAUAUCAAAUUUGCUUUGCCAAGUGACAGAUAAACACAUGAAUAAACCCCUUGCUCAUUUAUCAGCUUGAAGUUAACAAGUUUACUCUAAGUUACUUCUCAUGACCGUGAAUUUGAUAACCUUAUUAUACAAUUUGACAGCCGGAUGAAUUCUCCUUUGAAGAAUUUAUUGGAUAAGAUAAAUGAGGAAUUUAAUAUGUUUAAACAAAAGAUUAUACUACAGAAGAUAAUGAAGGUGCCGAAUG
Rhopilema esculentum is the source of this 2496-nucleotide messenger RNA. RefSeq names its product RNA-splicing ligase RtcB homolog. Gene Ontology annotation, biological process: tRNA splicing, via endonucleolytic cleavage and ligation. The record is from RefSeq and is a predicted model, not a curated record. Lineage: Eukaryota; Metazoa; Cnidaria; Scyphozoa; Rhizostomeae; Rhizostomatidae. Gene Ontology annotation, molecular function: RNA ligase (GTP) activity; RNA ligase (ATP) activity. Gene Ontology annotation, cellular component: tRNA-splicing ligase complex; nucleus.